AUGGCGGGCUACGGCGACGACGGCGUGGACCUCACCGAGCUGACACUGGGGCCACCCGGCGUCAAUGCGCGCAAGGCGAGACGAGCCAGGAAGAACGGCCAGCACCAGCAGCCGUCGUCGUCAUCCGCCAUGAUGCAAGCGUUCGUGAAGGUUAGCAUGGACGGGACGCCGUACCUGAGGAAGGUGGACGUGGCGGCGUACGACGACUACGGCGAGCUCGUGGAGGCGCUCAAUGAGCUGUUCUGCUGCUGCUCAAUCGGGCUGAUGGACGGGUACGGCGACUGGGAGCACGCUGUGGUGUACGAGGACGGCGACGGCGACUGGAUGCUCGUCGGCGACGUGCCGUGGGAGAUGUUCGUGUCCUCGUGCAAGAGGAUGAGGGUGAUGCGAUCGUGCGAGGCGAGAGGGUUGAGCUCCAACGCCUGA
This is a messenger RNA of Miscanthus lutarioriparius, 426 nucleotides long. The record is from the annotation of a GenBank genome assembly. Lineage: Eukaryota; Viridiplantae; Streptophyta; Magnoliopsida; Poales; Poaceae.